This is a messenger RNA of Alnus glutinosa, 1261 nucleotides long. Its product is annotated as protein PLANT CADMIUM RESISTANCE 12. The record is from RefSeq and is a predicted model, not a curated record. Bases 84 to 839 code for a protein of 251 amino acids. The transcript is spliced from 5 exons. NCBI's taxonomy places the organism in Eukaryota, Viridiplantae, Streptophyta, Magnoliopsida, Fagales, Betulaceae.
UCACAAGUUCACAAGAAAGGAAAGCGCAUUUUCAGAGAGAUCCCAAAAACGAAAAGAAACGAAACCUAGCCUUGUGGUUGGGAAUGGGGGAUUUGGAGAAGCGAGACAGGGCGGAGGAGGAGGAGGAGGAGAAUGAGAGGUUUCUGGAGGGAAUGGCGGUGGUGGACUUCGACAUGCUGUGCUCGACGGUGGCGUUGCAGGCACAGCGAGGUAAAUGGAGGAGCUUCGAGAACGUUGGAGAAGAAGAAGAAGAAGAAGGAGGGGAGUUCGGUGGGGUUCUGAGGAUGUGGGAGGGUGAGGUUCAGGAUUGCUUCGACGACCGUCGCAUCGCUAUAGAAUCGGCUUGUUGCCCGUGCUACAGAUUUGGGAAGAACAUGAGACGAGCUGGUUUUGGUUCUUGUUUUAUUCAGGGAACCGUUUAUUUCAUUCUUGCUGUUAGUGCACUUCUCAACUGGGUUGCCUUUAUUGUCACCAAGCGGCACUUCUUUUUAUAUCUGGCAGUUGCUUUUACUAUUUCAUUAGGAACAUAUUUGGGCUUUUUCCGUACCCAGAUAAAGAAGAAAUUUAACAUCAGGGGUAGAGAUAGUUCCUUGGAUGAUUGCAUCUACCAUCUUAUCUGCCCAUGCUGCACAUUAUGCCAGGAGUCCAGAACAUUGGAGAUGAACAACGUACAAGAUGGAACUUGGCACGGUCGAGGUGACACAAUAUGCAUUGGUGGCUUUGGUGAAGGGAGCAAAGCAUUCUUUGAGCUUCAGCAACCUCCUCUUGUAUCAAUUAACUCCCCUGAGCCCUGCAGCAUGCCAAAAAGUACAGACGGUAGUGAUCGUGUGUCAACUUAAGAUAGUGAACAUUCAGAAGCAUUGGUCCUCCAUCGCAACAGUGGCCAUACGUAAGAAUUAAUGUAGACUUCCUGUUUAAUUUCUUUCCUAAAGGAGGGGGUGUUAUGCAGCCUGGAUGGCAUAUAAGCCACAGUAUAUUUUCAGGAUUUGGGGGUAGUUGGCACUAGAAAGUAAAGGUUCAUUGCUCCACCUAGAGAGGCUGCUUUGUGGGUCUGCAAUAUUGGCCUACUUCCAAAAAUUUGUUGUGGAGGGUGCGUCUUGGUACAUGUGUAAUUGCAUUCAGAGGAAACUGUGUAUUUAUACUGGUGGGGUUUUUGGGGUGACCCCCUGUUCUUUACAUAUUUUUUGCUUGUAAUUCAGUGGUAGAAAAUACCAUCGUUAUUGUUAAACUGUUUAGAAAUGGUUUUUACUUUUUACGAUUA